Schistosoma guineensis is the source of this 642-nucleotide messenger RNA. Lineage: Eukaryota; Metazoa; Platyhelminthes; Trematoda; Strigeidida; Schistosomatidae. The record is from the annotation of a GenBank genome assembly.
AUGAUACCGAAUAGGGAAACACGUAAGAUUGAACCCAACUGCUCUAUAGGUAUCCCAAGAACAGUGAACAGGUUCUCCCCGCUGCUAUCGUAUAACUUGCCUUCAACACCUCCAAGUUGCAAAAAGGGUGGUGGGCUUCAACGUAGCAGGCCUUCUUACACGCAGACUAACGAAAACUACCAGAGAACUGGCCACCCAAAUCACCCCCUGAAGCCUAAAACCAUAAAUAAGAACGGUAAUAAUAGGUUUCUAACUCCACACCCUACCUACAUUCCCCAGGAUCGCAACUGUAAUUACUCUCAAAAAGAAAACUUCUCAUACCCUUUAGUGCCGACCCAUCACAUAACAACGGCUCCCAUGUAUAACAACAGUCGCAACUCCUCCCAGUUACGCGUAGCAGACCCCUCUCGCGCUAACGUAAAUAGCCAUAACAGGGGCUACGAGUCUAACCAUCAAGACUAUUUUGUAAAUAACCAUACACUUCACAGUAGGCCUGUGCAAGAUUUUUUUGGAAUAAGACCCCUAGUGACACCUCUGUUGAAGCACAUAGCCCAGGUUAUUUCAAACCACAUGCAAACCAUAAAUUUGUUUCCUCCGUACAGUUUCCAUCACAGAGUACUCCCACCCUUUCCUCCUGGGUAA